Messenger RNA from Phaeoacremonium minimum UCRPA7, 2916 nucleotides. Its product is annotated as putative bromodomain containing 1 protein. Gene Ontology annotation, biological process: regulation of transcription by RNA polymerase II. Bases 1 to 2916 code for a protein of 971 amino acids. The transcript is spliced from 3 exons. Lineage: Eukaryota; Fungi; Ascomycota; Sordariomycetes; Togniniales; Togniniaceae. The record is from RefSeq and is a predicted model, not a curated record.
AUGUUUGCGGCCUCAGAGCCUCCCCACAAGAAGAGAAAAUACGUGCCAGGCGGACCCGGCGGUGGUGGCAGAUUCAUUGACGACGAGGACAACGACAGCUUUGGUCAAAUUUCUGCUGCAGUUAGCGCGCCAAGACCGCGUACGACCACCCAGAUUACAUCACCUAUCAUGCCGAGACGAGAGCGUAGUUCGCGGAUCCGCACGGCGGCGAACCGCAGUGAGCCAGAUGAGAUGGAGUUUAGCUCGGCUGCUGCAGUAGCUGCAGCUGUUGUGCAAAGCGAAGGAUACAAACCGAGAGAAGAACGUGGAUGGGAAGAGUUUCACCCUAAUCUUGACAUCGAGGCCACUUUCAUGAUCUUUCACUCUGAAGACGUGGAUGGCAUCGCGAAGUCGACACCCCCGACUCCGAGUAGACACACACGAAGCACACCGAUGAACGGCGUGAGCACCCCAUCCAAAGAUGCCGCGUCGGGAAGUGUGGUUAAUACCCCGAAUGGUCUCAGCAAUGCUGGAGAUUCUCAAAGCAUGAUCUUGGAUACCACCCCCCGACGGCGCGUUGGUCGUCCGCCCAGGGAAUCCGCUUCGCUAUAUGCCAUUCGCCCCCCUGAGAUCAUUGCGACACCUAGGACACCCAAAGUACUACCAAUUCAUAAUCAGACGCCGAAGGAGCGGCUUGACUUGAAGCAGCCAUCGUAUCGAAAGACUGAUCGUAUUCUGCUCUUCGAGAGCAAGACGUUUGGUCAGGCGCGUUAUGUCGAGAAGGCCAUGAUGAACGUGGGCUAUCAAGAGAGUGACAACUUCAUCCGGCCGGAGCGUAAGCUUAUCAAAGCGAGCGACUCCAAUCUCGACGAAGAUCUCGAGCAGCUAGCAGGUGCCAAAGCAGAUGGUGAUGGUUCGCAGCCUGGCGCGUCAAGCCUUGGACGAGUCGAGUAUGACAUGGACGAGCAAGAUGACGUUUGGCUGGAGUCAUACAACACUCAGCGCAAAGCUAAUGACUUGGAACCUAUAACUCGAGAGAUAUUUGAAAUCACCAUCACUAAGAUCGAGAAGGAGUGGCACGCGCUAGAGAAAAGGAUACCCAAACCAAAUCCUAAGCCGCCACAGACCCAUCGACCGAGAUCAAGCUCUGCAGCUGCUGUCAACGGCGAGACGCAAGUUGGCGAGGAGCAGGACAGCAAACACUGCCCGCCGGAUUAUACAAAGGAGAACUCCGUCUCUCAAGCGACUAGGGAAGCUAAGCGCUUCUACAAGAAAACUAUGAAAGGUCGGAUCUGGGCUACCAGCCAAGCCUCUGCCCAACAAAUAGCCGCAACGCACCGUCACGCCAUAACUGAGCACCCACCAGAUGAAUCACAGAUGAUCGGGGCCAAAUUGAACGGCGGCCCCGGUGACAAAAAUAAGGGACAGGGAGGCAAAGUCUGGAAGCUGCCAUCCGGGGCCCCAGUUAUACCGCAAGCUGUUUUUGAUCUCGUCGAAUACGGCCUACAACGGUUCACACUACGCAAGCGCAAAGAAUUUGUUGGCGAGGCUUGUCGUUACUGGACACUGAAGCGUGAAGCCCGUCGCGGUGCCGCACUGCUCAAACGCUUGCAACUCCAGAUGGAGACAUUCUCGUCGAUGGAGCUUACUCGCCGCAACUUCGUCGCUAUGGGACCAUCUGGCAAGGCUCGCCUCCAGAGAAGAAUUGAAUUCGCCGAGACACUCAUGAAAGACCUUGAACAACUGAAACACCUCUCUGAAGACAUUGUUAAGCGAGAGGUUGAUAAACUUGAGCAGGCUGAAAUGGAACAAGAUUUCGUCGACACCACAUAUUUCCCUGUUUACAAGCUGUUUCUACCGGUCAUUGAGAAAGCUCAGCUACUUGACAAGAAUGUCUUUCAAGACGGUCUUGCAAAGAUGCAGACUCAGCUCGACGCACGAUUUUAUACGACCACCCUUGCCUUCGCCCAUGAUCUUUGUGAGGUCAUAAAUGUUGGCAUCAACGGUCCUUCUAGGUCAGCUGCAGCCCGAUCAAUAGACGCAUCGCCUACCAAGCAUAGCACGUAUUCAGAAGCCAGAGAUCGUAAGAGGCUUGGGAAACGCAUACUGAAGGCAGUGCAACAACAAUUAGAGUCGGCCUUACGCGCCGAGGCCGACAUCACCUCGAAACCUCUCGACACCCUCCUUAAAGAGCUUGAUGGCAUGAUAGAAGCGAGCCUGGAGCUACGACAACUAUCUUCCCUUGCUUCUCAUGGAGAGGUCGCCGCUGAAGCGAGUCAGGAUGUCAUUAUGGUCGAUGCCCCAAGCGAUCACCAAAUUACAGUUGCCGAUGGGGUGAAUGGGGAAGAUAAAGACGAUUCAGGAGACCCAAUGGACGUAGAAGAGGAUGCAGCUAGUAAAACCGACAAUAUCAAGGUCAAGACAGCAAGCCCCCAGAAGGGUGCUAAAGUCAACGGCACAACACCUUCCGGGGAUCUUGAGGCCGAUGGAGCAGUACAGAAGCCAGAUAUGCCGGUGACGAACGGAGUGGAUGCUGCAGAUACUCCGCCGGGAACGAACGGCUAUGUACCGGUCUCGAAUCCUACGCAAGCAGGCCCUCUUACACCUCCCCAGUCCAAUGGCAGUCUGGGCAGAGGACCAACAGAUACCCUGACGGAAGGCGGCAUCCCAUGGUAUCUCAAACCAUUUGACAUUGAAGGCACCACUGCGGUCGAGGAGCAGUGGGCUGGCCGUGAUGCCUUACGAGCUCUCAGCGAAGAGCUUACGGAUAUGGACGAUGACGAGCUGAAUGACCUUGAGUUUAACGUCGAGGACAGCACGAUCACCGCAUCCCCCAUCAAUGCAGUGUCAGAGUCAGCGCCGUCCUCUUCCUCCAAGAAGAAGGGCAGCGCCAACAAGGUUACUAAGCGGUUGAGGCAGUCAACCAGGAGACGAUGA